This is a messenger RNA of Episyrphus balteatus (marmalade hoverfly), 1572 nucleotides long. It is a transcript of the gene Paics, whose product is annotated as bifunctional phosphoribosylaminoimidazole carboxylase/phosphoribosylaminoimidazole succinocarboxamide synthetase. Bases 219 to 1505 code for a protein of 428 amino acids. The transcript has 6 exons. Gene Ontology annotation, biological process: 'de novo' IMP biosynthetic process. NCBI's taxonomy places the organism in Eukaryota, Metazoa, Arthropoda, Insecta, Diptera, Syrphidae. The record is from RefSeq and is a predicted model, not a curated record. Gene Ontology annotation, molecular function: phosphoribosylaminoimidazolesuccinocarboxamide synthase activity.
UGUAUGAUAGUGUGAGUUCUAUUUGCGUUUUGGAACGGGGGAACAAAUUGAUCAGAGAUGUUCAAUUUGAGUUUAGUACAUUUUACAUUUUUGUAGUGAUCGAUUGUAUAGAGGUUGCUUGUUAAUAAUUCUAGUAGAUAUAUAAUUUUUAUUAUUUGCCGGCAAGUUAAAUCCAUUUUUUUUUUUCAAAGUCUUGUAUACAAAAAUAAGCCAAAAAUAUGGUUACUAAAAUUGAAGGUUACACUUUGGGUAAAUUGAUUCAGGAAGGUAAAACAAAACAAGUUUUUGAUCUUCCUGAGCACCCUGGUUUGUGUUUGCUUUUGAGCAAAGAUCGUAUAACUGCUCAGGAUGGUUUGAGAGCUCAUGAAUUAGCUGGCAAGGCAGAGAUUUCCAAUAAAACCAAUGGAUUGGUAUUUCAGAUAUUGAAUACAUGUGGUCUUAACACGGCAUAUGUAAAACCAUGCUCGCCUACUUCAUUUGUGGCGAAAAAGUGUGCCAUGAUACCAAUUGAGUGGGUUACCAGACGUCUGGCUACUGGUUCAUUUUUAAAAAGAAAUCCCGGUGUACCCGAAGGUUACAGAUUUGCUCCACCAAAGCAGGAAACCUUCUUCAAAGAUGACGCAAAUCAUGAUCCCCAGUGGUCUGACGAACAAAUUAUAUCAGCUAAAUUGACAUUCAAUGGAGUUCUCAUUGGUCAAGAUGAAAUUGACAUCAUGCGUAAAAUGAGCGUCAUGGUAUUUGAGGUUUUGGAAAAAGCAUGGGCUACACGAGAUUGCGCAUUCAUUGAUAUGAAGGUCGAAUUCGGAGUUGAUGAAGAAGGAAACAUUGUUCUUGCUGACAUCAUUGAUUCUGAUUCAUGGCGUUUAUGGCCAGCCGGAGACAAGAGACUCCGUGUCGACAAAGAUGUUUAUCGUCAACUAACCUCUGUCUCCGACUCUGACUUGAAUACAAUUAAAAAGAAUUUCGCCUGGGCUUCUGAGCAACUUGAAGGUAUCAUUCCCAAAAAUGAUCAUUUGGUGGUAAUUCUAAUGGGCAGUGCAUCAGAUACAGCUCAUUGUGAAAAAAUUGCCAAAGUUUGUCAAAGUUUAGGUCUGAAUACCGAAUUAAGAGUCACUUCUGCACAUAAAGGUCCUGAAGAUUCACUGAAAAUAAUGCGUGAUUAUGAAAGUGUUAUUAGUAAAUUAGUAUUUAUUACCGUUGCUGGACGUUCCAAUGGUUUGGGACCAGUAUUAUCAGGUAGCACAACAUAUCCCGUCAUCAAUUGUCCACCUCUGAAGCCGGAAAAUGUCCAAACUGAUGUAUGGUCUAGUUUGAAUUUACCUUCUGGUCUGGGAUGUGCUACAGUUAUGUAUCCGGAAGCUGCUGCUUUGAAUGCUGCUCAAAUUUUGGGAUUAAGCAAUUACAUUAUUUGGGGAAAAUUGCGAUCAAGACAGAUUGAUAAUUUGGUUACACUUAAGAAGGCUGAUAAAGUUGUGCGUGGAGUUCGAGCUGUGAACUUGGAUUAAUUGUUAUGUUAUUCUUUUUUUUUUUCUUUAGAUUUCAAUUUAAUAAAUAUGAUAAAUACAAAAUAAA